GUAUCAGCAUGUCCAUUAGCACAAACAGGGUCGACGAUGUUGGUGGGUGGCGGCAAGCAUAAUGAAAAAUGCGACACGCCGGCGUCUACGCUACAACCGCCCGCGCCGCAAAAUUUGCACAGUGUACCUACUGCAAACAGCGCGACUUCUGUGGUUUGUUCGACAAGUCAAGGUCGGACAAGGCAGCACCAGUUAGGUCAGACUCCUAUGUUCAUGGCCAGCUCGGUCAAGCAUAUUCCGAGAAAACCAUCCUAGUUCACUCAGGAUGGACGACUAUAAGAGGGGCCCGAACACCGGCCGAGCGCACCCGAGUAGCGACGACUGCGGGCGCGGUGGAGGGGCCGGGCGCGGGUGACGGGGCAACGCGGCGGCGCGGCGCAGAUCACCGAGCAGUGUGCCACGCAUAUUACGCACGAGCUGUACUGUUGUGAAACAUUAAAUACACUGCUGUAUUUACGUUCUACAUUAUUUGUGAAUACCUCUAACAGUAUGUUUGUUACC
Manduca sexta (tobacco hornworm) is the source of this 501-nucleotide messenger RNA. RefSeq lists its product as uncharacterized. NCBI's taxonomy places the organism in Eukaryota, Metazoa, Arthropoda, Insecta, Lepidoptera, Sphingidae. The transcript has 3 exons. Bases 69 to 431 code for a protein of 120 amino acids. The record is from RefSeq and is a predicted model, not a curated record.